Messenger RNA from Fusarium venenatum, 3408 nucleotides. NCBI's taxonomy places the organism in Eukaryota, Fungi, Ascomycota, Sordariomycetes, Hypocreales, Nectriaceae. The record is from RefSeq and is a predicted model, not a curated record.
AUGGGUCCCGCUGUCGGUAUCGAUUUGGGUACCACGUACUCUUGCGUGGGUAUCUUCCGUGAGGAUCGAUGUGAUAUCAUCGCCAACGACCAGGGUAACCGAACUACCCCCUCAUUCGUCGGUUUCACCGACACCGAGCGUCUGAUUGGUGAUGCCGCCAAGAACCAGGUCGCCAUGAACCCCCAGAACACCGUCUUCGACGCCAAGCGAUUGAUCGGUCGCAAGUUCGCCGAUGCUGAGGUCCAGGCCGACAUGAAGCACUUCCCUUUCACAAUCAUCGACAAGGCCGGCAAGCCCGUCAUCGAGGUUGAGUUCAAGGGUGAGAAGAAGACCUUCACCCCUGAGGAGAUCUCCGCCAUGAUCCUCACCAAGAUGCGUGAGACCGCUGAGUCUUACCUUGGCGAGACUGUCAACAACGCCGUUGUCACCGUCCCUGCCUACUUCAACGACUCUCAGCGCCAGGCUACCAAGGACGCUGGUCUCAUCGCCGGUCUCAACGUUCUCCGAAUCAUCAACGAGCCUACCGCUGCUGCCAUUGCCUACGGUCUCGACAAGAAGGUUGAGGGCGAGCGCAACGUCCUCAUCUUCGAUCUUGGUGGUGGUACAUUCGAUGUCUCUCUCCUCACCAUUGAGGAGGGUAUCUUCGAGGUCAAGUCCACCGCUGGUGACACUCACUUGGGUGGUGAAGAUUUCGACAACCGUCUGGUCAACCACUUCGUUAACGAGUUCAAGCGAAAGCACAAGGUUCAUCAUCAUCAUCAUCAUCACAACUCAGGUGUUUCUCUGAAACAUGAGCACCUACCUACCAAUGUCCUGAUUCCACUGGCGCUUGUCUUCCUACUGCUAGAUCAUGGCGACAUCAGCACUACAGCAUCUUUUCACGACACCCUCAAGACACGGUCAUGGCAUGGUCAUGGUAUGGCAUGGCAAUCAAUUGCUGCUUAUUUUUUGCCGACAUCAUGGCUCCUGCCCCAUCCCAUGGUUAACAGAGCAGUGGCAAUUCUACUUGUUCGCAUGGCUAUUACCUGCCAUGGUUUGAGCCAUGGGACAGGUAUUCCUGGCUCAAUCAUCGCUCCUGCCAGACGAACUUUUUUCACCUCAGCACUUGCCAUCCUGGAACACCGCACCUGCCAUCCCCACCAGUACUGCCAGUCAUUCCUGCCAUCCUCACCAUCCUUCAGCUUGGUCCUGCCAGGAAUUGCCGGCAAUGCUCAGUGUCUUCCUUCCCAUAUGUCUGAACUGGACGCCUCCAAGACAGACCUUACCAGACUCAUUCUCUUUCUCUGCUGGUCUCUCCUCCACAUCAGAACUUACAUCCAUCCUACGUACACUCUCGCAGUUACCUCUUUCAAUACCCUCUCGUUCUGGAUUGAGCUUGCUGAGCUCUCCUUCUGCCCUGGCCUCUUCGACACACUCUGUAGGGCUGCACCGCCUGAUUAUGUCUGGUUCAAGAGUCUUCCUGCCUCUAUUCCUGCUAAGCACUGGGGUGUUUAUGUGCUGGUGCUUAAGAAGCCUGGCUGUGCUCCUGCUAUCUACAUCGGUUCGGGUACAGGUUCUAAGUACGGGGUGUCCCAGCGUCUCAGUGGUCAUCAAGCUGGUAAUGCUUGUCCAUACUAUGUCGACAAAGCCAAGGGAGAUGGUUUCGCUAUUACUCACAUGGCUCUACUUGUUUCAUGUCCCAUCCCAGCUCCAGCCGACCAACCUCGAUUUCGCGUUCUAUUGCAUCUACUUGAAGCUGCAUUUCAUGCCAUAUUCUGGUGCUUACGUCCUCGAGAUGCACCAUAUGGGAUUGAACACUUGGCACCUUGGUCCCCUGACUCUUACCCAUGGGAUGGCCUGUGUUCCCAUACUCCUAUGUCUGAAGGCGCUCAAGUUCGCAAGGGAGAUCUGGGUCUUACUGCUGAACAGCUUGAAGCAAUGGCUGCCAUGGUCAAAGCCAAAGACCGUGCUUACCAGGCGAACUACGGGAAAGCUCUACGUGCUAAUCCAACUCCUGAACACAUUGCCCGGACCAGAGCCAACAAUAUCAAGCAAGCUCCAGCAACCAAGAUCCGCCAGCAAGAAGCUGUUACCAACCAGACCUACCACUGUUCUGUCUGCAAUGUGUCUUGUCGCGAUGCUGCCUCUCUGGACCGCCAUAACAAGACAAAGCGGCACAAGAAGAAGACAGAGAUGGGAGAUGAUGAUUACCAUUGCGAACCUUAUCUCGGCACCAACGUUCGUGCUCUCCGACGUCUUCGAACCGCUUGUGAGCGUGCCAAGCGAACUCUCUCUUCUUCCGCUCAGACCUCCAUCGAGAUCGACUCUCUUUUCGAGGGUAUCGACUUCUACACCUCCAUCACCCGUGCUCGUUUCGAGGAGCUCUGCCAGGAUCUCUUCCGAUCCACUAUUCAGCCCGUCGACCGUGUCCUUACUGACGCCAAGAUCGACAAGUCCCUUGUCCACGAGAUCGUCCUCGUCGGUGGAUCUACCCGUAUCCCCCGUGUCCAGAAGCUCAUCACCGACUACUUCAACGGAAAGGAGCCCAACAAGUCCAUCAACCCCGAUGAGGCUGUUGCCUACGGUGCCGCUGUCCAGGCUGCUAUUCUCUCUGGUGACACCUCUAGCAAGGCCACCAACGAGAUUCUUCUUCUCGACGUUGCCCCUCUCUCUCUCGGUAUUGAGACCGCUGGUGGUAUGAUGACCAAGCUCAUCCCCCGCAACACCACCAUUCCCACCAAGAAGUCCGAGGUCUUCUCUACCUUCUCCGACAACCAGCCUGGUGUCCUUAUCCAGGUCUACGAGGGUGAGCGUCAGCGCACUAAGGACAACAACCUCAUGGGCAAGUUCGAGCUCACUGGUAUCCCCCCUGCUCCCCGUGGUGUUCCCCAGAUUGAGGUCACCUUCGAUCUUGAUGCCAACGGUAUCAUGAACGUCUCCGCCGUUGAGAAGGGCACCGGCAAGUCCAACAAGAUUGUCAUCACCAACGACAAGGGCCGCCUGUCUAAGGAGGAGAUUGAGCGCAUGCUCAGCGAUGCCGAGAAGUACAAGGAGGAGGAUGAGGCCGAGGGCAAGCGUGUCGCUGCCAAGAACGGUCUUGAGUCUUACGCCUACUCUCUCCGCAACACUCUCUCUGACCCCAAGGUCGAGGAGAAGAUUGAGGCUUCCGACAAGGAGACCCUCACUGCUGAGAUUGAUAAGGUCGUCCAGUGGCUCGAUGACAACCAGCAGGCUACUCGUGAGGAGUACGAGGAGCACCAGAAGGAGCUCGAGGGCAAGGCCAACCCCAUCAUGAUGAAGUUCUACGGAGCUGGUGGUGAGGGUGCUCCUGGUGGCAUGCCCGGUGGUCCUGGUGGCUUCCCUGGUGCUGGUGGCCCCGCUCCCGGCGCUGGUGGUGACGAUGGUCCCACCGUCGAGGAGGUCGACUAA